This is a messenger RNA of Trichoplusia ni (cabbage looper), 2049 nucleotides long. RefSeq lists its product as uncharacterized. The record is from RefSeq and is a predicted model, not a curated record. The transcript has 3 exons. The coding region runs from base 1391 to 1930 and encodes 179 amino acids. NCBI's taxonomy places the organism in Eukaryota, Metazoa, Arthropoda, Insecta, Lepidoptera, Noctuidae.
AAAUCUAAAAAAUGCCUCUUAAUGUCACAUUUUUUUAAUUUAUGAUAUUUCCUACAAUCGCUCAGAACAAUGUUAGCUACUAACUACAAUUAUAAUAUUGUACAAAUAUUGACACAUUGUAUAUAUCAAAAACCAAGUAAUGAAGGUAAAAUUGGCAGCACAAGUAUGAAGUGCUUCAGUUGCUGACGCUAUGCAAUUUUGCUCUAAAACUUUAAAAAUUGAGGAAUUUAAUAAUUCAGAAGCAACUGUUAGAUUUAUUAGACUUUUCAAUAAUUUGUUUGACUUUAUGAACUCGCGAAAUUUAAAUUCCUAUGGAUUCAAAAAACCAAUUAACUCACAAAACUAUGCUAGUUUAAAAAUAUAUUUAGAAGAAACAUUUGAAUAUAUAGUCUUAAAAACUCGUUGACAUAAGAAUAAUGCAUUCAAAUAGAAAACCCGGAUUUACAGGGUUUUUAGUUUGUAUAAAGACUCUUCUUUUCUUAUAUGAGGAGCACAUAUUAGGUGGUAGUCUUGAUUUCCUUAGUACUUAUAAGUUCAGUCAAGACCACUUCGAUUUUUUUUUAGCUCCGUCGUGGCAAUACCAAGCAGAAGGUUCUUUGAGGACCCUAAAUUAGCUGCAGAAACAACAGGCAUCAGUUUUGAGCUAAUUUACAGACUGAAAGUCAUAUUGGAAGCAAUUUCAAGCGGAUUUAAGAUUGUGCGAGGAAAUUUUCAAGGGAAAGUAAAAAAAGCAGUGUUGCCAUAUAUACAGAAUUAUCUGUAUCUAUCUAUACAGAUUCAUAUUCAGAUUUAUAUAUUAUUAAGAAUCAAAAGGUAGUGUAUUUAUACAAUUGGGUCAUAAAAAAUGGUAAGCUAAAUUGAUAGUUCUUUAACAAAUUUGAAUCAAAUUGAAAUAAACUUCCAUGGGGUAUGUAUCUAAUUUAUGAUAUUUAUGUAGGUCUAAAAUUAAGUGUAUACCAGAUAGAAUGGGAGACAGUCGUUUCAUUAUAAAAUUAUUUAAAUUACUAUAGGCAUGGAGACUUGUCUAAACCCAGCGGGGGCCCUCGUGGGAGACACUACGUACAGCUAAAAUGGAAGGAGCUGUCGGAUAUGCUCAAUAGUGAUGGGCACAGGCGACUCUAGAACAGAGGAAAAGUGGCGAAAGGUAUGUCUCAAAUCUUUAUCCAUGGUUAUAGUUUCAUCUCACAAGUAGAAAUUCAUUGCAUGCAUUUUAUGUUGGCGUUGGGCAUCCUUCUCUAUUAUUGGUGUGGUGUUUUUUAUUCAUAUUAAGGUUUGGAGUGAUUUCAAAAACAACGUGAAACGAAAGUGGGCCAAAAUAAAUAGGUCAGCUCAUGGUACAGGUGGUGGGCCUGCGCUUCAAUUAACAUUAACCGACUUAGAAACCAGGGUUAUGAAUAUAAUUGGGGUGCAGGCUGCUACUGGAAUGCCCAUACAAGAAGCUGGCUUCAUACAGGUGGUUGAUGUUGAGGAGGAAGAUAGCUUGUCAGGUACUCAUCUACAAGAAACAAACACAAAAACAAUAAAUGAAGUUAUUGUUGAUGACAUACCUAUAAAACUAACACCCGUUGCUGACGAAAUGCCCAUCAUUUUGCCAGAUACUUGGAAUACUCCGGGAACAAGUAGCCAACGCUCAAUCGCUCCACCUCCACUUCCCGCGCAUCCACUACCACCUUCAAUAGCUUCAAUGGACACACAGUGGAAGCCGCCGAAGAAAAAGAAGAAAGCCGACGAUGAAAUUUUAAAAGUAUUUAAGGAGUGUGAGGGGUCUGCAAGGCAGUAUGAAAGAGAGCGUGAUCGAGUUGCGGAAGAAUUAGAAAGAGAGAGGAUUAGACAGCGUGAUGUAGAGCUGCAGUUGCAAGCUAAAUGGCUGGAUUUUUUAAAAGAAGCUUUGAAGGUAUUGGAUGCAUAUUUGGCGAAUAAAAGUGAAUAAAAUCGGACAUUAUUUGUUUCGCCAAAUACGCAACUAUUUAUUAGCGUAUCUCGAUCAAUUAGCUAUAUCGAUUAGCUUAAUAAAUAACUUUGACAAUUUAUUAUUUUAAGAUCUUUUGA